Silurus meridionalis is the source of this 4399-nucleotide messenger RNA. RefSeq names its product kelch-like family member 21 (gene klhl21). Lineage: Eukaryota; Metazoa; Chordata; Actinopteri; Siluriformes; Siluridae. The record is from RefSeq and is a predicted model, not a curated record. Gene Ontology annotation, molecular function: protein binding. Bases 265 to 2112 code for a protein of 615 amino acids. The transcript has 5 exons. Gene Ontology annotation, biological process: protein ubiquitination.
GGCCAAUGAGCGGCUAGGUGGGGAGGGAGGGUGAGAUAUGGACACUUGAGGAAAACAUGGCGUCGAGAUGAAAGAGGAAAAAGACGGACGCCGUAUUUAAGUUUUCCGGAAGGAAAAAAGGAAGGAAGAAAGGAAUCAGUUCUGAAAUGUAAUUGGGGGGGGAAAGCUGAGAGCUGAGGAAAACGGGAAAAAAAGCGACACGGAUAUAUCGACAAGAGUGUUUUCAGGCCCAAUCGUCGACUGAUUCUGGGCAAGGUUGCUGCGAUGGAGAAGCCAGUCUUACAGACACAGCAUUCCAUGCUGCCGUUCUUCGACACGGCCCACGCCGUCAACCUGCUGCGUGGCAUUCACGAGCUGCGUGCCGAGCGCAAGUUUUUCGACGUGACCCUGUGCGCCGAGGGAAAGGAGUUCCAUUGCCACCGAACCGUUCUGGCUGCUGCCAGCACCUACUUCCGGGCUAUGUUUGCCGGUACACUCCGUGAGAGCGCGAUGGACCGAGUGUCCCUACAAGAGGUCUCGGCCGAGCUGCUCGGUCUUCUCGUGGACUUUUGCUAUACGGGCCGUGUGACGGUCACAUGCGACAACGUGGACGUUCUGCUAAAGGCAGCCGAUCUCUUUCAGUUCCCGUCGGUCAAAGCGGCAUGCUGCGCUUUCCUGGAGCAGCGUCUCGAUGUCUCGAACUGCCUGGAGAUCCAGGACUUUGCAGAGGCGUACGCCUGCAGUGAGCUCGCCACCAGUGCUCGGCGUUUUGCACUCAACAACAUUAUGGACCUGGCCAAAGGUCAGGAGUUUGAGCGUCUGCCCUGGAAGCGUUUGCUGGAACUAGUGUCGAACGAUGGGUUACGCGUGGACAAGGAGGAAACGGCUUACCAAAUGGCAGCGCGUUGGGUUAAAGCUGACCCACGGAGACGGCUUCAGUACUGGCCGGAGCUCCUGCAGCAGGUACGCUUGCCCUUCGUUCGACGCUUCUUUUUGCUUGCCCGUGUUGAAAGCGACCCACUCGUCUAUUUAACACCGGAGUGUCUGCGUCUGGUGUCCGAGGCACGCAGCUUCCAGUCAGGAGAGUACGACCGGCACGAUCGGCCGUGCCAGCGAAUGCGCCCUCGUCCUUCUACUGGUCUUGCCGAGAUUCUGGUCGUGGUGGGAGGGUGUGACCAAGACUGUGAUGAACUCGUGACCGUCGACUGUUUCAACCCGCAGACAGGCCAGUGGAGAUACCUGGCUGAGUUUCCUGACCAUCUCGGUGGAGGCUACAGUAUAGCCGCACUGGGCAAUGAUAUGUAUGUCACAGGCGGCUCAGAUGGAUCGCGCCUCUACGACGGCGUGUGGCGCUACAACUCGAGCGUGAACGAGUGGACCGAAGUGUCGCCCAUGCUUAAGGCACGUGAGUACCACAGCUCGUGUGUGGUGAAGGGCCAGCUCUACGUGGUGGCGUCUGACAGCACGGAGCGCUACGACCACACACUAGACUGCUGGGAGCCUUUGGUGCCCAUGUUGCACGCCAUGGACAACUGCUCAACUACAGUGUGUGGGGGACGUCUCUAUGCCACCGGCUCACUCCCUGGUGAGGAUGCCAUGGCCAUUCAAUGCUACGAUGCCGAAACUAACCGCUGGAACCUGGUAAACUGCGGCCAGCUGCCUCCCUGGUCUUUCGCACCAAAAUCAGUGACUCUCAAUGGGAACAUCUAUUUUGUAAGGGAUGACUCAGCAGAAAUUGACAUCUACGAUCCACAGAAGAACGAAUGGGACAAAAUUAGCCCGAUGAACCAAGUACACGUGGGAGGCAGUGUGGCAGUUCUGGGAGGCCGCCUGUAUGUGUCUGGUGGCUAUGACAACACGUUUGAGCUGUCCGACGUGGUGGAGGUGUACGACCCCGGCGCGCGCUCAUGGAGCCUAGCCGGCCGACUCCCCCAGCCCACCUUCUGGCACGGCAGCGUCAGUAUCUUCCGCCAGUUCAUGCCCCUCGUUCCCAGUACGUUCGAGCCGCUCGACGUCUCCGAGGCAGAAGACAUCCACCUGCACCGCCACCAUCGCCACCACCAUGCGCUUCAAGAGCUCAACAACGAGCUCAAUCACAACCACCGCAAUCGGGAGGUGAACCCGGCGCGCUGAUGCCACCAUCGAACUCCACGAUACGCACUUUACCACAUUCUUCACCUCAACCGGAGAGCGACGGACAUGAUGCACUAUUCCUGCUCCCGCUGUUUGCCUCUUUGUAUUCUUAUUUCCGUUAACCUCGGGCCGGAUGUGUCUGGGAUCAGUGUUUACACCAGCAUGAUUCUAGCCACACUAUCAGCAUUAAACCGACAUGAAAUGAAGCACAUGGAAAUACAUGGUAAAAAAAAACUAACAAAAAACAUACAAACACAGUGAUGCUUUAUUGAAAAUAGGCUGUAUGGACAAAAGUUUGUGGACACCUCACCAUAAGAUUAAUAUGUCCUUCUUGUUCUACGUUUAGUCCCCAUUUGCUGUUUGAACAGUCUCCACUCUUCUGGGAAGAUGUUCAUAUUCAUUCAGCCACAAGGGGGCGUAUAGAUAGAUAUUAUAUAGAAAGGGCAGCUUAGUCAUUAGAUAGACAGCAGCUCAUAUACGUCACCAGAGCUUUUAUAGUUCAGCGUGAGGCUUUUCUUGGACAGCGCUUUCGUUUUCAUUAGAAAGACAUUUCUGGUUUGUUUUGUUUUGUUUUUUCUGACCACCAAAGUCCAUUUCACUUCCUUUCUUUACAUUUCAUGACCACUGAAUGUAUUAGUUCGCUAAUCUAUGCAGCCCCCAGUGCUGAGGUUUGGUUUUUGUUUACCUUCUUCACUUUCCAUUUUAUAUCCAAAGGAUAUUAUUUGCCGAAAUGCCGAGGUUUGUCUAAUUGUAGCGCUCAUCAUAUUCAGAUAUUCAUUUCAGCCAUUAGUCAUGAUCUUACCAUCUCAACCAAGGCCUGAAGAUGCCUAGCUGUUACUGUAGUUCUUGGUGAUUUCUAUUAGACAGUCUUCGUGGGAGUUUGCCGAGAACCGUUCGUCCCUGUUCGCUGUUACUCUUCUGAGAAGACUGUGUUUGUGAAGAUUUGUGCUCAUUCAGUUCAGUACUGACGGAGGUAAGAUGAUUUAUACCCAAAGAUGUUCAAUAGGGUUGAGAUCAGAGCUCUAUAGCAGGAGAUCUUCCACACCAAACCUUAAGGCAUGUCCUCAUGUGCACACGGAAAUUGCUGGAACAGGUUAGGAAAAUCUCCUGCUAGCGCAACCAAAGACGUCCUAUACAAUCGUGUACCUCCGAACCUGUGGUAACAGUUUGGGGAAAACCACUUGAAAAAGUCUGGGGAAAAGGUUAGGUGUCUCAAUACUUUUGUCCAUAUAGUGUUUUUUUUUUUUUUUUUCUCUGUUCACUUGCAGGAGGUGUAAAGUAACUACGCUUUUCUAUGUGGGAAUUUUGUGAACUUUUAUUCAAGUGUUAACUUUACUACCAAAAGCAGAACUGUGUUGGCUUUCUGUUUUUUUAUUGCAAGGAUAAUAAGCAAUAAUCAUAAAGGCUGAACUAUAAAUAUUGGCACCUGUGUUAAUAUUGUUUAUCAGGUGCUUGGUUUUUUUACUAUUUACUAAAAUAAUACUCAACUUGACAUACAAACAUGAAAGUACUCUGGUAGGAAUCAUGCUGGUUGUGUUGUUUUUUUCUCACACACUAAUUCGAUCUUCAGUAGUGCAGCCAUGUACAUUUGCAUCACACGUUAGUCCGUGCACUAGAAGGAGACCGGAUGACGCGGGUUCAAGUCUUGCUAUGAAGUAGGGAAUCGAUUGGAUUAAACAGAAGGGGGUGUGAGGAAAGCAACCGCAGCCUUGUCGCUUUCCAAAAAACAAACGGGUCGGAUCGCACCGUUAAAAUCCAUAGAAAUAUUGGCAAAUUUGGAUCGCACUGUGAAAAAUUAAACAUUUUUCUCGUUCUGAUGUUCAACCAGACAAUCUAUUAUGCAUGAAUUCCUCACAUCUUUGUGAUUUUUAACGUCUCGAUCCCAUUCAUGUUGGUAUUUUGAUAGGAAGUUUAUUUAUGGAGGUUUUUUUUUCUUUCCUAUUUUUAUAGAUGUUGUGUUGCGUGUUGUUUUCACUGUUUGAAUUGCUUUCACUACGCUGUUCCAAAAAAAACAACAAAAAAAACUGGAAGUAUUCAUUUAGUAAUUAAGUCUCGAGGAAGACAUUGUGUGUGUUUUUGGUUAUUACUAAUAAUUAUAAUUGCGUACUCCUAUGCAGAAACGGUACUUCUAACAUUUUGUUACGUUUGUUGUUUUUUCUGUUUGUUUGUUUGUUUUUUCUUACAUUGGUUUGGUAUGUGGCCAAUACAAUUCACCGUACAGGCCUUGUGUUUCGGUUUGUGUUUGUGAUGCCUGUAAGCGUGAUGAAGAAAUAAACUGCAGGCAGGA